Molecule: messenger RNA, 943 nt
Organism: Drosophila navojoa
Lineage: Eukaryota; Metazoa; Arthropoda; Insecta; Diptera; Drosophilidae
Product: ADP-ribose pyrophosphatase
Molecular function (GO): ADP-ribose diphosphatase activity
Source: RefSeq, a predicted model, not a curated record
UUGGAGUGUGCGUACGCUGAGACCAAUGACCAGCAGAUUGCGUUUAUUUAUAGCAAUAUCAAUUUUUCUACGAUUCUCACACAUCCUUGCUAAUAAGGGUAUGCUGGCGUCCAUUGUGAAACCUGGUACAUUUCGACACAUCAUGUGUCGGAACAAUGUAUACCCACGCAGUAAUGUAACGCGUUUCUCAGUGCCGGACGAUUUAGUUUUUUGGAAUGUUCCUUAUGAAUCUUAUUGCCCGACCUGCUAUACUGCGCCGCACAUUAAUGGCCAGACAUGGGCAGAUGAACCGUUGCCAUUCGAAGUCAAAUGGAAUCAGAAUGAUGGCCUGGUAAAUCGAGUCUCAUUCCACGGGGAAUACAAGAUAAAAAAUGGGCUGCCGCAAAAUCCGAUUGGCCGGACAGGAUUGUGUGGGCGUGGCUUAUUAGGACGCUGGGGUCCUAAUCAUGCGGCCGAUCCAAUAGUCACGCGCUGGAAACGUGAUGAAAAUGGUGAGGUUGUGAGUCAUGAAAAUAGCGGCAAAAACAUACUCCAGAUGGUUGCCAUUCAGCGCUCAGACAAUAAAAUGUGGGCAAUUCCUGGCGGCAUGGUUGAUCCGGGAGAGAAUGUGAGCGUCACACUGAAACGCGAGUUCACCGAAGAGGCGCUUAAUUUCGAUGAUAAAGGCAACAUGGUCGAGCAGUUCUUCAAGCAGAAUGGGGAGCAUGUCUACAGCGGCUAUGUUGAUGACUUUCGCAAUACGGACAAUUCGUGGAUGGAGACAACAGCACUCAACUUCCACGACGACGACGGUAGCAAAGUUGGCCAGCUGCAACUGCAAGCUGGUGACGAUGCCACAAAUGUGCGCUGGACAGAUAUUAGUGGGGACAUAAAAUUACACGCCAACCAUGCAGAUAUUGUAAGAGAGGUGGCUGUCAAGCGGAAUGCGCAUUGGUAGCGUGUU